This is a messenger RNA of Funneliformis caledonium, 1473 nucleotides long. The record is from the annotation of a GenBank genome assembly. Lineage: Eukaryota; Fungi; Glomeromycota; Glomeromycetes; Glomerales; Glomeraceae.
GGUGAUGAUCGGAAAAUUGCUAAAGACUGGGAUAAAGAGCGUAAGUCAGGCAAAGCGAAUGUCUCUCCAAUUAGCAUUAAUAAUUCAACAAUUUCGGGAAGUGGAAUUGGGACCAUUGAACGUGGAACUUUCACUUCUGUAUUACAGAAGGAAAGAGACCAGAAAGAGACGAAUCCAAGAAAGCGUGCAAACAACACUACCGCCCAAAGAAUAAAAAAAAUUAAAACCGUCAAAGGUCUCUCUGCGUCCGAUUCCUCCACAAAUGAAUCGCAAAAACUUGAUGAACAUGAUGCUGAAGAAGAAAUCAGGAGUCAUACGGAGUUGAAUUUAGCAAAUGUUGAUACUCCCGAUUAUGAGACUACAACUCGAGAAUGUUCAAGUGAUGAAAUGGGCGAAUCAAGUGAAAAUAAUAUUCCCAAUGAUAGUGAUUCCAACGAAACAAUAGAAAUAAAACAUGAUGAUUUAGAAGAAUUAGAACAACAAAUAACAUUCAGCUCAUUAAAUGAGUGGGAAGUAGGCACGGUUAACGUGUCGAGAAAAUUUAAGGAGUAUCAAAGACAGAUAAUAGCAAGUAUUAGGCAGAAAAAAACGAAAUUAACAUGGAACAAUACAUUCGAACUAUUAGCCCUAUCAUCAAUAAUCGUAAUGAGCUGGCCUUGUCCCUACUCUACAUUUACAAGUUCUGAAUGGCGACAAGUUCUAAACUCGAACCCAUACAAAGUUACACGACCCAUUUUAACAGAUUCACUCUUAACCACGUUCUAUAAAGCAACAAACGAUUUUUCACUCGGAUUGAAUUAUAGUUUUACACUAAAUGAUGAUGGUGAAUUAGGUGAAAAAGCUAGACGCAUAUUUAACUACAUACGAGCUUCCACUAUCAUCAAAACGAAAGAAACUGAGACUAAGCACAGUGUUUAUAACUUAGAUCCAUUUAUAAAAAUCAUUUUUGGCGGAGAAUACACACCUUACACUCUGGAAUUAAAUAAAAGUGUAAAUGGAAAACAAAGGCCGGACUUUAGCUGUGUAAUUGACGACAUCGCGAUAUUAAAUUCCGAAAUUAAGCCUGUGGGGUACACUCAAUAUAGGAAAAAUCAAGAUUUCAUAAAAGUACAUCUUAAAGGAAAGAAAUCAAUUAACCGGUUACUAGAAAAGGGGGGACCUAACAAAUCAAUGGCCUUUUUAAACAUGGGAGAUACCAUAGAAUCGUUUGUUAUUGACUUAGCAUAUGACGGCGUAUACAGAUCAUGGCCAGUUAUUAAAAACAAGUUAACAACUGAUAAAGGAUCUUUUCCGUUGAUUGUAUUGACAUUUUCCCAUUUUGUAAUGAUAGAGCAACGUGUUAGUGAAAUCAUAAAUGAUUAUGAAAAUCGGCCACCACCGGGUUCUUAUACACCACCUGAACAAAUCGAAAAGACAAAAUUUAUUAGGAAAAUGCCCACCACACCACAGCUCAAUUUAUUGUUGAAACAAUGA